Messenger RNA from Bacillus rossius redtenbacheri, 1595 nucleotides. RefSeq names its product tubulin beta chain-like. Gene Ontology annotation, cellular component: microtubule; cytoplasm. The record is from RefSeq and is a predicted model, not a curated record. NCBI's taxonomy places the organism in Eukaryota, Metazoa, Arthropoda, Insecta, Phasmatodea, Bacillidae. Bases 161 to 1501 code for a protein of 446 amino acids. Gene Ontology annotation, biological process: mitotic cell cycle; microtubule cytoskeleton organization. Gene Ontology annotation, molecular function: GTP binding; GTPase activity; structural constituent of cytoskeleton. The transcript has 5 exons.
UAUACAUAGGACAUAGACAUGCAUGAGCAUUGUUUACUUGCAAAUCUAUUUUUAAAAUGUGAAAGACGUAAGUAAAAUUUUUUUAAUAACUUCGUCAUUUGGCUCAAAAUUGUCAAAAUUACCAAGUAUUGCAUUAAUCAAGUAAUAUACCAAAUUCAAUAUGCGUGAAAUUGUUACAAUCCAAGCGGGGCAUUGUGGCAAUCAAUUAGGAGUGAAGUUUUUGGAAGUGGUUUGUGAUGAACAUGGUAUCGACCCUAAUGGUUCCUUCCGAGGGGAGAGCGAUUUACAACUUGAGAGGAUAAAUGUCUACUUCAGCGAAGCGACAGGUGGUCGGUAUGUACCUCGCUGUGUGCUAGUAGACCUGGAUUCUGGCACAUUGGAUUCAGUGCGCGCCAGUCCAUUUGGCCGGCUGUACCGCCCUGACAGCUUCGUGUUUGGUGAAAGUGGUGCUGCAAACAACUGGGCCAAGGGCCACUACACUGAGGGUGCCGAGCUGGUAGACCGCGUGCUGGACUUAGCCCGUGUCGAGGCGGAGAGCUGCGACUUGCUGCAAGGCUUCCAGCUUAUACAUUCUAUCGGUGGUGGCACUGGCGGAGGCAUGGGUUCACUAUUGCUCGGCAAGCUGCGAAUGGAAUAUCCGGAGCGCAUUAUCAAAACUUAUUCUGUCAUUCCCUCACCCAAGAUUUCAGAGGUAGUGGUCGAACCCUACAAUGCAGUCUUGUCGUUCCAUUUCUUGAUCGAAAACACAGAUCAGACAUACUGCUUUGACAAUGAAGCACUGCACGAUAUCUGUGUCAACACUCUUCGCCUAUCAUCAGCUUCACUGGAUGACAUGAACCACCUGGUUUCAGCCGUCAUGUCUGGCGUUACUACUUGCAUGCGUUUUCCUGGACAACAGAACACGAGCCUGCGAAAAAUUACAACCAACAUGGUUCCUUUCCCAAGACUACACUUCUUUGUGCCUGGAUUCGCACCUCUUACCGGAGUGAUGGGGCGUCCUUACCGUGCUGUGGGGGUGGCUGACAUCACACGUCAGCUAUUCGAUGCCAAGAACAUGAUGGCUGCUGUGGACCCAACAAAGGGCCGCUAUCUUACGGCAGCCAUAAUUUUCCGCGGUCGCAUGUCCAUGCGGGAGGUGGAUGAGCAGAUGGUGAACGUACAAGAACGAAACAGACGUUACUUCGUUGAAUGGAUUCCAAAUGGUGUCAAGACAGCUGUGUGUGACAUACCUCCCAGGGGCAUGCACAUGGCUGGAACUUUCAUCGGAAACACCACUGCUGUGCAAGAGCUGUUUCGUCGUUUCGGUAAACAAUUCACAGCCAUGUACCGCCGCAAAGCCUUCCUCCAUUGGUACACCGGGGAGGGAAUGGAAGAGUCAGAGUUCAAGGAGGCGGAGUUCAACAUGAACAGCCUCGUCCAAGAGUACUUGGAACACCAAGAGGCAGUUGUGGACCUGGGCUCCGAUGGCGGGGAAGACGACGAUGAGGAUGACGAUGAGUGAAGAAACUGUUGGGCAGCGAAGAAUCUUCCAAGGCAAUUUGUUAUUUCAUAUCUUGAUAAUAUUUAAAUACUUAAAGUAAAAUAUGUACAUUUUU